AUGGCACUGCGCGGCUGGCGACUGUUUGGGGUGGCCGGCACCAUACUGGUGUACGUCGGCGGCAUACUGUUCCUAUCGUUCGUCAGCCUGCAGGGACCGCAGCAGAAGCGCGGCGUCCAUGGGCCACGCGGGUACGGCGAGUUCGAAACGAUCCGCAACCGGGACCUCGGCCUGAUGAGCAAGAAGCCACCGUUGCAGUGGUGCACCGAGCUGCACUAUCUCGACGCACCGGUCCGGGCGCCCCGCAAACCACCCAAGCUGCUGCAAACCUUCCCGGGCCAUUUUGUGAAGAAGUUCAGCGUGUACAGCUACCGUGGUGGUGGUGGUGGCAGCAGCGGCAGCAGUAGUAACAACCAGAACCUACACUCAGCACCCGGCCUGACGGUACAGACGGGACCGGCGAACGAUGGUACGCUCACCGGUGGCCCAUCGGUCGCGGCGUCCGGUCCCGGUAGCCAGGGCAGUUCCUCGCAUCCGGUUCGGCCUAACAGUGACACAUCUAGUGGUAAGCUAGCGGAUAGUGAUAGCGUACGAAAGGGGGGUGAUGCGGCGUGGCGCGCGAAGGCACUGCACACGAAACCGGAACUGACGGCGCUCGUGUCAUUCCCGGGCAGUGGCAAUACCUGGCUGCGAUAUCUGCUACAGCAAGCGACCGGCAUUCUAACCGGUAGCGUGUACAAAGACUAUGGGCUGCUUAAAAGUGGUUUCCCGGCGGAAAGUGUCGCCAACUCGUCGGUGCUGGUAGUAAAAACACACGAAUGGGGCCCGCACGCAUGGGCCCCGUACACGAAAGCGAUUCUACUGAUACGUGAUCCAGAGCGGGCCAUACUGGCGGAGUUUAAUCGUCAAUCUGGUGGCCACGUGGGAUUUGCCUCGCCUGAUCGUUACCGUAGGACCAAGGGUCGAUAUUGGACUCAAUUUGUAAAAAAUAAACUUUGGGCAUGGGAACAAACGAAUCUCUCGUGGGCGAAAAAUUUCACCGGUGAGGUAAAGCUAGUCUUCUACGACGAUUUGGUGGAGAACGUCGAAGGCACACUGCGCAGUAUUCUUAAAUUCCUCAACUAUACGGCGGAUGAGGAGCUGUUGGCGUGCGCACUGAUGCGAAAGGAAGGUAUUUACCGGCGCAAAAAGCGCAUCCUGCAGUUCGACCCAUACAGUCCGGCCAUGCACGCAGCAAUUGACGAAAAGCGUGCCGAAGUGUAUGCAGCCCUCGGACGUUAUGACGCACAUUGA
Anopheles marshallii is the source of this 1233-nucleotide messenger RNA. RefSeq names its product WSCD family member AGAP003962. The coding region runs from base 1 to 1233 and encodes 410 amino acids. The transcript has 5 exons. NCBI's taxonomy places the organism in Eukaryota, Metazoa, Arthropoda, Insecta, Diptera, Culicidae. Gene Ontology annotation, molecular function: sulfotransferase activity. The record is from RefSeq and is a predicted model, not a curated record.